Syngnathus acus (greater pipefish) is the source of this 2027-nucleotide messenger RNA. RefSeq names its product tyrosyl-tRNA synthetase 1 (gene yars1). Bases 112 to 1707 code for a protein of 531 amino acids. The transcript is spliced from 14 exons. NCBI's taxonomy places the organism in Eukaryota, Metazoa, Chordata, Actinopteri, Syngnathiformes, Syngnathidae. The record is from RefSeq and is a predicted model, not a curated record. Gene Ontology annotation, biological process: tyrosyl-tRNA aminoacylation. Gene Ontology annotation, molecular function: tRNA binding; tyrosine-tRNA ligase activity; ATP binding.
UGUUUUUCCUCAAUCGAUCGCUGAUGCAACUCUCUGACAGUGACAGCUUCCACUACCCGGCUGCUUUUUCAUUCGCACCGCGUGAGCUCUUGAGGUAGGAAGCCUUUCACCAUGGCGACUCAGCAAAGCCCCGAGGAGAAGCUGCACCUCAUCACCAGGAACCUGCAGGAGGUGCUCGGGGAAGACAAGCUGAAGGAAGUCCUUCAGCAAAGGGAGCUGAAGGUGUACUGGGGAACGGCCACCACUGGCAAGCCGCACGUGGCUUACUUCGUUCCCAUGUCCAAGAUCGCCGACUUCCUCAAAGCCGGAUGCGAGGUCACCAUUUUGUUUGCUGACUUGCACGCCUUCCUCGACAAUAUGAAGGCUCCCUGGGAUCUGCUGGAGCUUCGGGUGAAGUACUACGAGGAGAUCAUCAAGGCCAUGUUGGAGAGCAUCGGCGUACCUUUGGAGAAACUCACGUUUGUGAAAGGAACCGACUACCAGCUCAGUAGAGAGUACACUCUGGAUGUCUACCGCCUGUCGUCAAUGGUGACUGAGCACGAUGCCAAAAAGGCGGGCGCCGAGGUGGUCAAGCAGGUGGAGCACGCCCUGCUCAGCGGGCUGCUCUAUCCGGGACUGCAGGCGCUGGAUGAGGAGUACCUGAAAGUGGACGCUCAAUUUGGUGGAGUGGACCAAAGGAAGAUCUUCACUUUUGCUGAGAAGUACCUUCCCUCCAUGGGCUAUGCCAAGCGCAUCCAUCUGAUGAACCCAAUGGUACCAGGACUGACCGGUGCCAAGAUGAGCUCCUCAGAGGAAGACUCAAAGGUCGACCUGCUGGACUCCAAAGAAGAUCUAAAGAAGAAGCUGAAAAAGGUCUUCUGUGAGCCGGGAAACAUUGAGAAUAACGGCGUUCUCUCCUUUGUCAAAUUUGUGCUCUUCCCUCUUCGUGGAGGGUUCUCCAUCAAAAGAGACGCCAAGUUUGGUGGAGACAAAGUCUACUCAGCGUUUGAAGAUGUUGAGAAGGACUUUGCGGCGGAGCGGAUCCACCCCGGAGACUUGAAGGUCUCCGUGGAGGCGGCCCUCAACCAGCUGCUGGAGCCCAUCCGCAAGAAGUUUCAGACUGCCGAACUGCGCAAGCUGACGGCCGCCGCCUACCCCUCGACCAAGACGAAAGGAGCCGGAAAGGGCGCCAGGGCAGGAGGAGGACCUGGAGGAGAUGAGGAGGAGUUGACACCGUCCAAACUGGACAUCCGGGUGGGGAAGGUUGUCAGUGUGGAGAAGCAUCCAGAUGCCGAUUCGCUGUACUUGGAGAAGAUCGACGUCGGCGAGGCGGAGCCCAGGACGGUGGUCAGCGGGCUGGUGGCUUACAUCUCCCAGGAGGACUUGCAAGAGCGAAUGGUCCUGGUGCUGUGCAACCUCAAACCCCAGAAGAUGCGCGGCAUCGAGUCGCAAGCCAUGCUCCUCUGUGCUUCCAUCGAAGGGGAGCCCCGCAGAGUGGAGCCACUCGACCCUCCUGAGGGUUCCUCGCCGGGGGACCGGGUCUUUGUAGAAGGAUACGAAGCAGGCAAACCAGACGACAGACUCAACCCGAAGAAGAAAAUCUGGGAGAAAAUACAAGUGGACCUGAAGAUCUCAGAGGAGUGCGUGGCUCAGUGGAAAGACAACCUGCUGAUGAGCAAACUUGGACAGAUCACGUGUAAAACUCUGAAAGGAGGAAAUAUCAGUUAGGUACUCACCUUCACCUGCCAGCCACAUCUUCAAACAGUUGCCAUGGGAACAAUGGAACAUGGAGACUGAAAGUCUUUCAGAGGGUUAGGGUUAAAAAAAAGGGACCUGUUAUGAUUCAUAACUUAUCUGCCGGAUUGCACUCUCACGUGAACACAUAUGCCAAAGUGCGCUUUCGUUCUUAAUCAGUGACGGUUUCCUGUCCAGUUGCAUCAUGGGUAGCGCAUCAUACUAGCAUCCAUUAUUACCGUGAUCAAAUAAACUGGAUGAAGAUCGUGGUGUUAUCAUCUACGCAUUCAAAAAUAAAUAGCAUCACUUUCAUA